AUGAAUAUGUACUCUGCUGCGGGUAUUGUUGUAGACGCACACCUAGUGUUUGAUGAAAUACCCUGCAAAAACAUAGUUUGCUGGACCUCCUUGGUUUCUGCUUAUGUCGACGAUCAACAGCCUAACAAAGCUCUUCAGCUGUUCAGGCAGAUGCAGAUGCACAGUGUGGAACCUGAUCAAGUUACGUUGACAGUUGCUCUCUCCGCGUGCGCUGAUCUUGGAGCAUUGGAAAUGGGAGAAUGGAUUAAUGCUUAUGUCCGUCGUAAAUAUGAGUUCGAUACAGAUUUAAGCUUGAGCAAUGCUCUUGUUAACAUGUAUGCAAAAUGUGGGGAUAUUGGAACUGCAAGGAGAUUGUUCGAUAGCCUGCAAGAAAAGGAUGUUAUGACUUGGACAUCAAUGAUUGUGGGGCAUGCGUUACAUGGACAAGCAGAAGAAGCGCUUAAACUCUUCGGACAAAUGAAAGAAGCGAGUAAUAACACCAGGAAGAACAAGAAGGACGGUAGCUAUGGAAGCUCUUCAAUUGUCCCGAAUCACAUUACUUUCAUAGGAGUUUUGAUGGCCUGCAGCCACGCAGGGCUGGUAGAGGAAGGGAAGUGGCAUUUCAAAAGCAUGUGUCAAGAGUACGGUUUGAAGCCCAGAGAAGCUCACUUCGGCUGCAUGGUGGAUCUUCUCUGCCGAGCCGGGCUUCUGCAAGAAGCUUACGAUUUUAUUUCGAAGACAGAAGUGCCUUCAAAUGCAGUGGUUUGGAGGACCUUGCUGGGUGCAUGCAGCCUCCAUGGAGAUGCUGAACUCGGGUCACAAGUGAGGCAGAAGCUGCUUGAGUUGGGGCCAAGUUAUGUUGGCGAUGAUGUUGCUUUGUCCAACAUCUAUGCUGCCAAAGGCAUGUGGGAGAAGAAGGUGAUUGUUAGAGACCAAAUAAAGCAAAGAAGAUCUCCUGGUUGCAGUUCAAUUGAGGUGGGAAGGAGCAUUGCUGAAGCAAAGAAGAUCUCAAGCAGUUGA
This is a messenger RNA of Prunus armeniaca (apricot), 999 nucleotides long. The record is from the annotation of a GenBank genome assembly. NCBI's taxonomy places the organism in Eukaryota, Viridiplantae, Streptophyta, Magnoliopsida, Rosales, Rosaceae.